AAAUCUUCUAUUGUGGUUUUGGUUGUUUUCGUUGAUUUUUCGCUGUCUGGUACCGAUUCAUUCUGACUCAUUAUUACAUAUUCUGAGUAGAGCGCCGCAUUUCUAAUUGUUGAUUUUAACACGUGGGUAGUAAUUCUCAUCACUAAAAGAAAAAAAUGAGUAAACAUCAUUCAUACGAGUUGAGUGAACAUCCGGAGGUUCAAUGGGCUCUUGAUCUGCUCAAACCAGAUCCCACGCAUGAGUCCAGUAUGCUGUCGAAGUACUCGCCGGAAAUAGCACUUAUGUUAAGCGGUUUCGCGAUACCAUCAUUCACAAAUAUAUACAACAAUAAGCCGUUCUAUGCUGGAAUACAGAGGCAUAUUAUGUUCGUAGCAGGGGGAUACGUUUUGUCACAAUUUGUAAAGAAGCUUGUUGACAAUUAUCAAGCGGAACGUGAUACCAAACUGAGAGAUUAUAUUAUACGACAUCCAGAACUUUUUCCCGAGCCAGAACGUGUAAAGUAUAAUCAAGUGUUGGAGAAAUGGACCCCAGUGCGUUAAUUAAUGUGAAAACUGUUAGAGAUGAUUAUACCAUUUUGAUUGCGUAUCUCUUACAAUGCAGACAGUGCAGUUCAAUGCAAUGAAUGUAGACAUAUUGUAUAUAUAUUUUAAAAUAUACAUCUAUAUAUAUAUAAUACAUAGUGUUUCGGCUAACGAAAACAACACACUGUUUUAUAUAUAAUAAAUAAGGAACGUUGUACAUAAGAAAAUAAAGGAAAUAGAAGCCUAUAGGGCUCGAGAGAAUAGGGGUGCUGAUACAAGUGCGCUAAUUAUUCAAAAACAUCUCUCAAUAUUUACAAGUUAAUAGAAAAUUUAUUAAGAGACGGAAGAAUAACGAUAAUCAUUAAACGAUUAUAUAAUUCGUAUUUCGGUUAGUCUUCUAACCUUCUUCAGCGGUAAUAAUAUAGAUGCAACUUAUUUUUUCGACAAUGGCUGAAAGACAAAAUCUUGGCUAAUAAAAAAAAUAUCCUUAUAUGAAGACAAUAAUCAUAAUGGCAAUAAUAAUAAUAAUGACGAUCAAUUAAAAACACGGUUUACAAUUCCUUGUAUAGGUCCAUUGUCUGAAAAAUUUA
This is a messenger RNA of Trachymyrmex cornetzi, 1111 nucleotides long. RefSeq names its product NADH dehydrogenase (ubiquinone) B14.5 B subunit (gene ND-B14.5B). The record is from RefSeq and is a predicted model, not a curated record. Bases 156 to 539 code for a protein of 127 amino acids. Gene Ontology annotation, biological process: mitochondrial electron transport, NADH to ubiquinone. Lineage: Eukaryota; Metazoa; Arthropoda; Insecta; Hymenoptera; Formicidae. Gene Ontology annotation, cellular component: respiratory chain complex I; mitochondrial inner membrane. The transcript is spliced from 3 exons.